UUUUUUUUUCUCCAUACACCCAUCCACCCACACACCCACACACAUAUACAGAUGCGUCAACAACAUCAACAGCAAAACUCACAACCACCAGAAUAUACACCUGGUACAACUGUAUUUGCAAAGUUAAAAGGAUACCCAUGGUGGCCAGCAAGGAUUGAAGCAGACCACUCUGUACCAGCCAAAGUAUUGAAACAAAAGUCAAAAGCAAAGAAUGCUUUAUAUACCGUGUUUUUUUAUGGUUCUCGAGAUUAUGGCUUUUUUGGACCGGAUGCUAUUCGACCCUUUAACUUUGACGUGGUUGAAAGUGAUUUGAAAGCUAAAAAAUUCAAAACAAAGGAUUUAGAAAUGGCAGUACGUCAAGCGCUCAACCCAGCUUUAUUGGCUCAAAUUGAACAAGAAGAAGCAGCAGAAGCAGAAGCAGCAGCAGCGGCGGCAGCAGCAGCAGCAGAGGAAGAAGAAGAGGAAGAGGAGGAGGAGGAGGACGAGGCGUACUCAGAGGAGGACGAACCGGUGACGACAUCCUCAUCGAGAAGGAGGAAUAAUCAUAACCACAAGAAGGGUAAAAGUACGGGCACAACGCGAAAAAAUACAACGACAUUACGGAACAACCACCACCACCACCACCACAAGUCAAACACCACGAGCGCUACCACAAACACCUCAAAGGCUACAAAACGACGAAGCCGUAUUCUGGAUGAGGAAGAGGAGGAGGAGAUGGAUCAGGAUGACAUGGAGGGCGGAAGUGGUAAAAGAAGCAAGAAUGAAGAAGGAGCUGUGGAUGAAACUGCAGUGGGUGAUAAUAUAGACAGAAAGAGGAGACGUAAAUCCAUGUCACUUGAAAAGGAAGAGAUGAGUUCACCCUUAGGAGGAAAACAACAAGGAUCGGUUGGAACACAUAACAAUCAUAGUACGACUGCUGCUGGAGGUAAUGCGGCGGGUUCUGGAACAGAGCAGAAUAAAGACGAUAUCCGAAAGACACCUGAAUUUAAAAAAGUAUAUCAAAUCCGGCACAAGCUGCAAAAGUUGGUAUAUAAUAAGAAGGAGGGUGAGAUUCCAAAGGAGGAUUAUCCCAAGAUUCUAGACGUCAUCAAGGAGAUUGAAGAAGCGCCUAUGUCCUAUAGUUUAUUGAAAGAUACCAAAAUAGGCAAAGUGGUGAAAGCGGCUAUUUGCUAUCCAUUUGACGAUGAGCAUCAUGUUAUCAAGGAUCGUUGUCAACAAUUAAUGAGGAAUUGGAAGACUUUGUUGAUUGACCCACAGUCAGGUCUUUUGAAGCCUGGUGUAGACCGUAGGAAAUCCACAACACCCGCUGAUGAAGCUGUGGCAACGACAACAACGACAACGACAGUACCAACAGCACCAACAGCAACAGCAACAACAACAACAACAGCGGGUACAGGGACACCCAUGGAAGAGGAUUGAGAAGGAUGGAUAUAAUUACCCUUUUUAAAUACAAUGAUAC
Molecule: messenger RNA, 1459 nt
Organism: Mycotypha africana
Lineage: Eukaryota; Fungi; Mucoromycota; Mucoromycetes; Mucorales; Mycotyphaceae
Exons: 6
Coding region: 52-1419 (455 amino acids)
Biological process (GO): regulation of transcription by RNA polymerase II
Cellular component (GO): nucleus
Molecular function (GO): double-stranded DNA binding; transcription coregulator activity
Source: RefSeq, a predicted model, not a curated record